Chara braunii is the source of this 2954-nucleotide messenger RNA. The record is from the annotation of a GenBank genome assembly. Lineage: Eukaryota; Viridiplantae; Streptophyta; Charophyceae; Charales; Characeae.
UCGCGAAAACUUCCGAUGAGGAUCAGCGCUCAGUCCACCACCACCACCACCACCACCUCCACAACUCACAUCAAUCAUCGCGGCGGGCAGAUGCGUAGAUUCGCCCGGGGUUGUGUGAUUGAAUUGUGAUAAACCGAACGGAAUAGCGAGAGCAGCAGCAGUAGCAGCAGCAGCAGCAGGAGCAGUUGGAGCAAAGGCAUAUAGCAAUUCAUAUGUGUGUCAUCGGUCCAAACACAUGAAACACUCGGCUGUCGAACAAGUAUAGGAGAGUAGCCUGACUCUCGGACAAACGGUCACAGAGAGAGAGAGAGAGAGAGAGAGAGAGAGAGAGAGAGAGAGAGAGAGAGAGAGAGAGAGAGAGAGAGAAACGAGUCUUGAAGAGAAGGAGAGGAAGCGUGCAGUCAUUGUGGGUUCGGCUGGCGUGACGUUCUCCAUUCAUCAGGCAUUUGCGACGGUCACCUUGGGAGCGCACGCGCUCAUACAACAUCGAGGUCACCGUGCCGAAGCCAAUUGCCUUUCGUUUCGUAGUACUUGGGGUUUCAUCGUUGUCCAAUGCUCCUCUUACGCCGAGGACCAGUCUGGUAAUCCUGGUCGGAUUUGGGAACGUACCAUUCGCCCUAUCAACGAAGUAGUAAUAGAAAAAGAAGAAGAAGAAGAAGAAGAAGAAGGAGAAGAAAAAGAAGGAGAAGAAGAAGAGCAGGAGAAGGAGGAGGAGACGUGGCACUUGGGAGUGUGAUUCGCCCUAUCAACGCAGACGAAGAAGAAGAAGAAGAAGAAGAAGAAGAAGAAGAGGUAGGAGGCGGCGGCGUCGUAGCAUUUGUGGAGAGUGAUUAUUGUAUCGAAAAGGGGAAGAAGGUGUUUAUCAUGUGAGAAACGGGGUUGGAAGAACAGGAAAUCCUUGGCCUGGGCACCAGACACACACACACACACACACACACACACACACACACACACACACACACACACACACACACACACACACACACAGAGAGAGAGAGAGAGAGANAGAGAGAGAGAGAGAGAGAGAGAGAGAGAGAGAGAGAGAGAGAGAGAGAGAGAGAGAGAGAGAGAUCCGUGGUCGCUCGGUCGGCAAGUGAGCUUGGUACCGUGCCGUUUCAAUCCGUUACGUUGUCACCAGACGACGGAAAUCCGUUUCCAAGGGGGAGAAAGAGAGGAGGGGAUCCGUUUGCGCAUCCAGCCAGGAGAAUCGAGAAGUCGUUACGGAAAGAGCAGGCAGGAGAAUUGGAUCCUGUUUGCGCGUGCACCGCUGCUCUCUCGAUCGUUUGAAUUCUGUUUUUUUUUUUUUUUUGUUGUUAAAUUUUCCAACUGCUAAAUGGCGAUAGCGUUGGAAACCAUGGCGGUUAAGGGGGAUGGGUGCGGCGUCGGCUGCGAAGAGCGAAAUGCCCGCUCUCGGCCUCUUCAUGUCUGGGGCCCCGGUAUUGAUUGUGAGGGGAACCUUGACAGAUGUUGUGAUUGUGAGGAGGGAGAUGAAGAGGGAGAGAGAGGAGGCGAAGGAGAGGAGGGAGGGGUGGAUGGGGAGGCGGCGCACCUGGACCAAGCUCCUUCUUCUUGCGCUGAAUCUCAUCAUCACCACAGCUAUCUUGAUGAUCACGAUGAGAGUCGUCGUCAUCAUCAUGGGCAUCAUCAGUUGUUCUCGGGGAUGAGUAUGGCCAUCGUUGGAGGGAGAUUGCAAUUCGUGCCACAGAGAGAAGAGACGACCUGGGCGGCUGUGGAGUACAAGGCGCAGGGCCAAGAAAUUGGCGGGAAAGCCAAUGGAUAUGGCGCGGAGUACACGCGUCGAUCGGGCAAUUCGCUGUUCGAGCUGGAAGCUCUCUACGACGCUUCGCGAAUCCGAAUUUUGCAGGCGGCUUGGUCGGUGUGGGAGGCACAACAAGCUGUCGACAUAAUCACAGAAGAAGCCGAGAAGCGGCGUGUGGCAAAUAUCAUGAAGGAGCGCGAGAGGCAGAGCAAGAAGACGGGGCUCUUCUCGUGGUUGAGGGGAAGAUUCGCGCGCGGAGGGGGGUGCGCUCGGUGUCAGUCUGCUAGAGUCGUCGACGAAGUUGCAGCCACGGUAGACGUGGUGGAUUACAGAUGAGCGGCGGGGGGGAGGAGGCGGAAAAGAGGAGAGGAGGGAUAGAGCAGAGGCACGAGUAGGGAGUUUAAGAAGAAGAAGAAGGAAGAAGAAGAGGGAGAGGAGAGACAAUAGGACGAUAAUAUGAUGAAGACGGUGGUGGUGGUUACGUAUUGCCUUGCCUACGGGAAACUUGAGCUUUAGUGUGCCCGUUGUAUGGCGGCAGUAACGUCUCUCCUUCGCCGUCUGUUUCUCUCCCUCUCUCUUUCUUUGUCCUUGUUUCAUUCUUACUUCUCUCUCUCUCUCUCGCUCAUUCUCUCUACCUCUUUCCCUCUCUUUUCUGAUUAUCGUCUUCCCUUCAUCGGUUAAUUGAUUGGACGUUGGGUCCAGCCUCUACUUCCUCAGUAAGUUGAGGCGAUCCGUUCAAUCUUUGACCGAACGAUCGGCCGCAAUGUCGGUCAAUCAAUGGUGUCGAUGGAUUGAUUGAGGGCGACGGCAGCAGUGUCAGCUGUGGGGCGCAAGCGAGCGAGCAAGCAAGCAAGAAAGCUGUUCUCUUUGUGAGCGCAUCCCCACGCGAUGUGGCCUCUUCCCACUUAGGAUCGGCGAAGAGACUCGCUGCAGUGCUCUUUGUGGUCCAGUCGCCCUCGAGCGACCGACGAUGGAGGCAAAUCGAAAUCAAUCCAGCGAGCAAUCGAACGGCAGGAGGAUCUGUACACGUGGCGCCUUCGUUCGAACAACAGCCGUCGGGCUGUCGGCAACAGCUAGCAAUCAAUCGAACGGCGGGAGACUGCUGUACAAGUGGGCACGGUCCUUGCGAGCGCUGGUCCAGUCGCCGUCGACCGACCGACGAUGGAGGCAAUCGAAAUCAAUCCAGCGAGCAAUC